AUGGCGACAGAAAGGAAAGAAGCUCACGAGGAGGUCCCUGUGGCCGUCCCCGAGGAGGAUGAGACAGGAUAUCGCAUGGAUGGAGGCUUGCAGGCCUGGCUACAGGUCUUGGGUAGCUGGAUCCUCUUCGCAAACACCUGGGGUCUAACCAACUCCUUUGGAGUCUUCGAGACAUAUUACUCCCACACCCAUCUCCCAACGUCGAGUCCCUCUGCCAUAUCAUGGAUCGGCUCUAUACAGCUGUUCCUCACCAUGUUGGUGGGUGUUUUUGCGGGUUGGUUCCUGGAUGCUGGCCACCUGCGCAUCCUGCUCAUCAUGGGAACAUUCCUCGAAGUCUUUGGGAUGUUCAUGACGUCGCUUAGCACCACUUACUGGCAGAUUCUCCUCGCACAGGGAAUCUGUGUUGGGCUCGGUAGUGGGCUCUUGGGGCUUACAUCGGUGGCCGUGAUCCCUCUAUACUUUUCCAAGAAGAGGAUGAUCGCCACCGGCAUCGCUGCCACUGGCAGCAGUCUGGCCGGGAUCAUUUACCCGAUCAUGCUCCGUCGACUCUUCGUCCAGAUCGGCUUUGCAUGGGCUGUACGGGCCCUGACCUUUCUCAUCCUGGGAUGUCUGAUGAUAUGCUGUGCAGUUAUGAAACUGCGUCCGCGUCCGCGCAGAGCAACUGCCUUGAUCGAAUUCAAACACUUCCGAGAUCGGUCAUACAUGGCUUUCGUUGCGGCAUUUACCCUAAUGAUUGCCUCCGUCUACGUCCCAUUCUUCUACAUCCAGCGAUAUGCCCUUUCGCUGAACGUCAGCGAAGACAUGUCAUUCUACCUCCUCAGUCUCAUGAAUGCAGCUAGUCUGAUCGGCCGUAUAGGCCCCAACUUCCUCGCAGACCGCUUCGGAGGGGUAAACGUCAUGGCCCCAUCUUGCCUCUUCUCAGCCGUCAUUCUAUUCGUAUGGAGGUUCUCCCACAAUCUUCCAGGUCUGAUCGUGAUUUCUCUCAUCUACGGUCUUGUAUCGGGCGGCAUGGUUUCUCUCCCCCCAGCCACGAUCGCAAACCUUACCAGUAAGCAGUCGGAGCUGGGCGGGAGGAUGGGUCUCGCCUACACCAUUGCGGCGUUCGGCGCGUUGAUCGGGAAUCCGAUUGCCGGUGCUUGUUUGCGUCCGUCGGGGACGGGUGUGUCUGAUGUGCAGAGUGAGUAUCAGGGAACGUGGAUCUUUGCUGGGGCGUUCAUGAUUCUGUCUACUGUUUGUGUGGUGCUGACGAGAUAUUUUCGGUUUGGGCUUGCGUUGGAUGUGAAGAUUUGAAUUUCACGGGGUUGGAGAUGUUGGUGUAUCGGUACGACUAUGUUCUAUCGGUGAAG
Messenger RNA from Aspergillus campestris IBT 28561, 1346 nucleotides. Its product is annotated as MFS general substrate transporter. Lineage: Eukaryota; Fungi; Ascomycota; Eurotiomycetes; Eurotiales; Aspergillaceae. Gene Ontology annotation, molecular function: transmembrane transporter activity. The record is from RefSeq and is a predicted model, not a curated record. Bases 1 to 1290 code for a protein of 429 amino acids. The transcript has 5 exons. Gene Ontology annotation, biological process: transmembrane transport. Gene Ontology annotation, cellular component: fungal-type vacuole membrane.